GUCAGACAACAAAAUAAUAAGAUCGCAACUUGUCUGAAUAAUUAUAGGUUCAGAAGAGAGGAUAAUAAUCUUGGAGGUUCCCAGUCAGAACAACGUUAAUACGAACGAAAGCGAACAAAGCAGGCGAGAAUCCGACAAAAAUGACCAUGGUUAAGGUGGAAGAUGAGUCACGCGCUCUCGUCGAAGGCAAAUGCGGAAAUAUCCUGGGAUGUGGUGUUGUCGACGGUGACGGCGGCGAGGAGCAUCUCCGGGUUGAGAUCGCCGGUAACGGCACCUUGCACGGAACCAUCGCCGGAUCUGUCGCCGGAGAAGGUGGAUUCUCAGCUGAGAAACCGAUACAUGAAGCUAGGUCCACGGACGCUCCUUCCUCUGAUUUGCCAGAUCCUUCAACCAUCCUUCUUCCAAAUCAACUUACUAUCUUCUUUGGUGGGAAAGUUUGCGUCUUCGAUGGAAUCCCAGCGGAAAAGAUUCAAGAAAUCAUCCGUAUUGCUGCUGCUACUGCUGCUGCUACUGCUGCUGCUAAAUCCAUUGAGACAAAGAACUCUACAAGCGUGAAACCUGUCGCUUCUUCAGCACUGAACAGAGCUCCUUCUUUCUCAAGUACCUCUACUGGAGCUUCACCAGCUGCACCGUCAUUCUCAAUUCCAUUUUGCAGAUCUGCGGCGGAUCUACCAAUUGCAAGGAGGAAUUCACUUCAAAGAUUCCUCGAGAAGAGAAGGGACAGAUUGGUCAACAAAAACCCUUACCCUGCUUCAGACGUCAAGAAGACAGAUGUCCCAAAGGAUACUGCCUCUAUUAAGGAAGAGUAUCCCAUUGCUUAGCAGAAGAUCAACCUUCAAGGCUACAAUAAGUGAAACGUUUAUGAUAAUGUAUCAUAUGUGCUCCUGUGUGUAGUAUGCUAGUGUUUAGACAAAACCGAAGAUUUGUUUGCAUGGCCCGACAUGUUCUAUCAUUUUACAUCUUCUCCAAGGAUGAAGAAGAAAGUAUUAUUGUAUACUGAAGACAAAAACUAUUGUGGUUCUGAAAACAGUGUCCUAGAGAGUCUUAUCUCUUAACUAAUAACUCUUUGAUGUUAUAUGUUCUUGAACUUGUUAUCUCUUUCAGAUACAAUGUGUUUGUGUAAGAUUUAAGGAAGUCUGUGGUAUUGCUAUAAUAAGCUUUUCUUA
Raphanus sativus (radish) is the source of this 1166-nucleotide messenger RNA. RefSeq names its product protein TIFY 3B-like. The coding region runs from base 141 to 821 and encodes 226 amino acids. NCBI's taxonomy places the organism in Eukaryota, Viridiplantae, Streptophyta, Magnoliopsida, Brassicales, Brassicaceae. The transcript has 5 exons. Gene Ontology annotation, cellular component: nucleus. The record is from RefSeq and is a predicted model, not a curated record. Gene Ontology annotation, biological process: regulation of defense response; response to wounding; regulation of jasmonic acid mediated signaling pathway.